UUAUUGUUGUUUUUACUCUAGUUCGGCAAAGUGUAAUUUUCAUAUCUGAUUAUCAACGGAUUAAAUUGAAAAUUCUCUUCUAUUGCAGAUGACUGAAUGAGGCCCCUUAUAGAGCCAGUCAGGGCCCAGAUAUACUCAGCAGUUUAUGAUUUUUUUAAAAAUGAACAGGAAAUUUCUGCUGAUUCCAAAAUCAUUUGGGGGGGAAAAAGGAAGCAGGUCCACCUCUGUGGAGGUAUGUACUGAAUCUCACCUGGAUGUGGGUACUCUCAGAAUCUCACCUCCCUGCAAAUAUUCACAGAAUCUCACCUGGCUGAAGGUACUCACAGAAUAUAAAUUAGCAGUUUUCUUGGAAUUUAUCCCCCAUCUCUGUGAUUCAGGUGCAUCAUGAUCCAGAGUGAAAGAAGGAAUCUCCAGGAAUGGCUGAAAGAAAGGAACUAAGGUUUUGUAGAGUGGAGAUAUGCCAUCUACAUUAAUAUCUGGUUUCACCUCCAGGGGGCGAGCAUGGGCCCUAAAACUGGGUUAAACAGAGUAGAACGGGACUCAGUGGAAGUUUUCCAUAAAACCAGCUUUAUAGAUAUUUGUCUAUUGUGUGUAUAAGAAAAUUUGCAGACGCUAUAAAAGAGAUACGGUUUUUUAAUCUACUUAGAUCAGUGGUGCACAAACUGUGGAUCGCGACCAAGUUUGAGUCGCGGGACAUAUGUAUUGGUCGUGAAAUCAUUGAGUUUUCUCGGAUUUACACAAUUCGACGGCAUUCUCGCGGCGUUCUCGGGACACUCAGGAGGAUCUGCUGCCAUCUCGCGCUAUAAUGAAGGAAACGCAGACGGGAUGCAGCAGGAGCUGUGGAUGAGGGCAAAACUGCAGGUCCUCACCUCCCUCAAGCCAGUCAGUGCCAUGAUACCGGCGACUGCUUCCUUCCAAAAGUCCAACACUCGUAGGAACGAAACCAGUGCCGCACACGCGACAACCAGCAUCAACACUGAUAACGUAAAACCAGAGACCAGCAGCACAAAUCCAGUGACCUUGCCCACAGCUCUCCCAGCUUCAGCUAACCCCUUAAAAGCAUCCCGCACUCAUCAGGAACUCCACAAGGAGCUUCUGCUGGCACACAGAAAGGGUCUGGUUGUGUGCAGCAGGCCGGAGCUGCAGCUGGUUCUGGAGAGGAGGAGGAGGGAGCAGACGGAUAGGGAGAGGGGAGAGCAGGCCAGGACACCCCUGGAGCAGGUCCUUCUCAAGAGACAGCAGAGACACCAGGAGAAGGAGAGCCAGCAGGAGCACACACAGAAAGAGGAGCCUCAGCUGCUCGAGUUUGUGAGAGUGCGACAGAACCUCCGGAAGAUUCAUUCAGCACGGAACAAACCCACAAAUUCAGAGGCCCUGCCUGUGGAUGACUGACAGACAAGCACUGUCCCAUGGGACUUGCUGAACAUAGUAGGAAAGUGGCACACCUACUAACGUCCUGGGACAGGUCUGAGAAGGAAUCUCUAGUUGAUCCUCAAACUUUUUUAUUUCUUUCAUGGGUUUUGACGAAGUCACAUUGACUCAACCUUUCCCCAUCUGAAUCCCAUCUAAGUUCUGAUUGGAGUGUGCCUCAUAAUCUGGUUAAAUCAAGUGAAAUAUCUGUAGUUUUGUCAGAAGCUCUAAUCUCAGAAACUUGUGUGGGUCAUUGUUUUGAUUGCAUAUUCUUUUGCUAAAAAAAUCUUAUUCUCCAUAGAGUGCAAUAUAGUGCAAGAUACAUUCUCCUACAAUGUGUUAAUGCCUUCUAGGCAUUAAUACAUUCUAUAUAGGCAUUCUAUAUCUUUGUAUGAUUUUACCUCAAAAUUACAGGAGAGACAAGAGCUUUGUAGAAAGGUUAUGCUGGAGUUUUAUUUUAGAAACAGGCCGUGCUUCAAUUUUACAGCUAGAAAGAAAUUGUUCCUAGGCACCUUUCUUCCAAAGAUUGAUUAUGGUGAUGUCCAGUACAUGCACGCCUCUGCUUCUACCUUGCAGGAUACUGACACAGUCUAUCACGGUGCCUUACUUUUCAUUACUAAUGCCAAAUCUCUCACUCAUCCUUGUCUUUUUUCUUUCUUUUUUUUUUUUUGAAAGGGCAGGCCUGCCAUCUUUAGUUAACCGCAGAUGGCUUCACUGGUACAUUUCUGAUUAUAAAGCCAUUUAGGGUGACUCCCUAGCUAUUUAAAUUGCCUCUAUUUUUUGUUUUUUUGUUUUACUGGAAUAAGAGUUCUUACAACCUCCUUUCACAAGCCUGCCUUUUUACUGUACCUCACCCUUCCACAGAAUUUGGAAAGAUAGCUUUAGUUUUUAUGCCCCAUGGUCCUGGAACCAGCUCAAGACGGACAAUAUGCUGGACUGCUUCAUCCAUUUGGAUGAUUUUAAGAGGAUAUUGGAAUCCUUAAAAACUGAUGUUGAUAAUUGUUACCUGAAAUGUAUCAUGUAUAAUUUGUGUUUUUUUUUUUUAUGUUUCUUUGUGUGUGGUGUUUUAUGUUGUAAACUGCUUCUUGCUUCUCUUGGCCAGGGUUCCCUUUAAAUGUGAUGGAUAUUUCAAUAGAACUCACCUGAUAAAAUAAAGGAGAAAUAAAUAAAAUAAAGAAAUUUAA
This is a messenger RNA of Anguilla rostrata (American eel), 2594 nucleotides long. RefSeq names its product actin-associated protein FAM107A. Gene Ontology annotation, biological process: actin filament polymerization; regulation of actin cytoskeleton organization; actin filament bundle assembly. The record is from RefSeq and is a predicted model, not a curated record. The transcript has 5 exons. Gene Ontology annotation, cellular component: neuron projection; synapse; stress fiber. Bases 826 to 1392 code for a protein of 188 amino acids. NCBI's taxonomy places the organism in Eukaryota, Metazoa, Chordata, Actinopteri, Anguilliformes, Anguillidae.